CCACCCCGCAGAGGCCAGGGUAUACCAUCUGCUCCGUGCUGAGAACUGGUCGGCCAACUGUCCAAGCGCCAUGGAUGUGGUCACGUCUUGGGUCCCCGUAAAGGACCACAUCAAGAGUCCGGACAUCAUCCGGUGCAUUCAGGCACAGUCUUGGAAAGGACUUUGCCUGAAAGACUUUGGGCCACCAAAGAACAAAGGGGUGAUUGCGACGAUGCCCUUUUCCAAGGGAGAGGUGGUGUGCGACUACCAUGGAGAGUACGUCACCCAGGAAGAAGGGAAGCGGCGAAUGGAACAGCUGUUCGACGAAGCCUGUUACGUCUUCUUCUUUGCGGGAUGUGGGGAAAAGGUCUGCAUAGACGCCCAACAUUCUCCAUGCCAGUGUCACCCACACCAGGACACGUUUGGUCGUCGGAUGAACCAUUCAAGGAGAAGUCCAAAUGUGAAGCCACACGUUUUCAAACUUCCACUCCCAGAGGGAACAAGAUGGCAUCCCAUUUUCCUCGCGCUUAAGGACAUCCAAGUCAACGAGGAACUUCUUUGGGACUACGGUGUCCUCUGCGACGAGGGAUUUGGAGGCGAAGCUGCUGCACUGGACUGGUUGGCUAGUUGAAGUCCUGGACAACAACCUACCCCUCUGCCAUCUCAUACGAACUCACUGCACGCGGCACUUUACUUCACCCUGCACCACAACUCAUUCUGUACCUGUACUGUCGCCUACUAUACUUCACACACACACACACUGGGCUUUGGGCUUUAUUUAAUUUGGUCAAAUCUCUUAAAAUGACAAGCAGACAUUCAAGUGGGCUGAUGUGGGUGAAAUCUGUGGACUGACCAUUGGGGGCGCUAUUAAUGAUAUACCUGUUUGUUAAAUUAAAAAAAAAAAAACGAAUAAAAAAAAAAAUAACAGAAUAAAGAAGCUAGCAGUUAUCUAACAGCCCGUGGCUUUAUCAAAAAAUCUUUAAUAAAUUUUUCUGUUUUGGAAAAUUAAGUUUCUAAAUAAAGAGCAUU
Astyanax mexicanus (Mexican tetra) is the source of this 1008-nucleotide messenger RNA. Its product is annotated as N-lysine methyltransferase KMT5A-A-like. The record is from RefSeq and is a predicted model, not a curated record. The transcript is spliced from 2 exons. Lineage: Eukaryota; Metazoa; Chordata; Actinopteri; Characiformes; Acestrorhamphidae. Gene Ontology annotation, molecular function: protein binding. The coding region runs from base 71 to 610 and encodes 179 amino acids.